AUGAGCGUCCCACGUCGCUGGUACGUCCUCACUCUGCUCACGUGCUCGCUGUGGCAUGGCUUGACUGGCCAAGAGGCGCAGAUCGAGCGGCCAAAGGAGCUGCUUCGUCACCAGCAGACACACAGGCCGUCGUUCAUCGACAGGAAGGUGGAGAUGCGCGAGGGUACCGAACCUCCUUUGUUGGACUUGGACGAGCAGGAGGAGAUCGAGGAUCAGGUGACGCGUAGAGGCAAACUAGAGACGAGUAUCGAGAGACCAGCCACACAGAUCAGGCACAGCAGGUCCAGGAGCCAUUUCGCUAGACAGGCUAAGCUGGAUGAUCCAGAUUUGUCCUCUGUGUCAGGUGUAUCUGGCAAGAGGAGCCAGCAGGUGGAUAAUGAUUCGCAGAGUGUGGAUUUUUCAAGGUUGGACAGGUCUAGGAGCAAGAAUUUCGGAUUCAACGUGAUCACCGGGCAAGAUCUGAGAUCCUCCGGUACCAUUGACGAACGAUCCACCGUGGAUCUGGAUAAACUGUUGAUCAAACUAUCGGAGGCUGGCUCUGAUCGUAGAAAGGAGGGCAAGGUUCGGCACAAGAGUGACUCGUUUAAUAAAUUGAAGAAAGCGAUGGCUAGGAAUAGACCUAGAGUGGCUAAUAACAGGACAGCUGGAAAUUUCACCGAAGUCUACGGCCAUAUAGUUCACGGAGCUUCCAGUGGUGAUAGGAGUGACGAGGAUGACGAGAAUAUAUCUAUCUCGAUGGAUUAUGGCGAUUACGAUCCUGAUGGAGGGAAGAAUAGCUCGGAACAGGAUUACGGGGACUAUGGGAGGAGCGCGGAUCGCGGCAAGCCUAGUAAAGAGCCUGUCCACGUGGACAUUGUGACUAGGUUCCUGAGAAUUAUCGAGAAUCAGCAUCUUUUGGGAGAGAAUUGCACUGCUGGGACCGAUCUGAACUUGGGUGAGGGUAUCGUGGAUCAGUAUGCUCAAGAAAGGUUCAGAUUGGAGGCGAAUCUCGCGGUGAACAGGGCUAAUAUGUUGACCAGACUGUGGAAGUACGCUCCAGAAGUGAUGUUGUCCUCCGAGUACCUCCUGCACGCGAGCAUCUUGUCGAUGGUAGAGUUCGACGAGGAUAUAUUCGCUGCUGGGAACUGUUACGACAAGUUGCAGUACAAGGAUCGCUGGCUUUAUUGUCCCUUCGCGCACAGGCUGCAGGAUGAGGAUGGGAUUCUCGUGAAGGACCUGGCGAUCGAGUACAAGUAUCUGAGCAACAGCAGCGAGUGGUUUUAGAAGGUGAUAGCGAACAACGAUCAGUUCAGUCGCGGUUUCCACACGUACACGCUGAACGAGACUACGCAUACCGAGAGGGAGGAGGACGAGAUCCUGACGGUGAGAUAUGAGGAUGGCAGGUGGUCGAAGCCCUACUAUGAUUGUGGUGGAGGGAAUAUCUGGAUGCUGACCUACACCGUUCCCUUCUUCGGCUACGUGAAUGACACCUACUUCUUCAAAGGUACGAGUGGGAUAGAUAUUGAUCUACGUAGACUGGACAUAGAUCAGUGCCCUUUGCCUCCAGGAUCCACGCAAUUGAACAUUUUCGCAGCCAGUGACAAGUGCAAGAAGCGGACAACCGAGUGUAUCGCCAUUCCAGGCUUGGGAUUUCGUCGGGGGAGCUACCGAUGCGUCUGCAAGCGAGGCUUCUACUACCCAGACACGAAAUCGACCAGUCGAUACUACAAUGGCACCGUGAUCGAGGAGGAGUACGAGAAAUUGAUGAUGGGGGAUGAGAGCCAGUACGAUGUCGAGGGUGUGUUCGAGUGUCUUCCAUGCGCGGAGGGCUGCGAGUCUUGCGAGGACGAUUCCCCAUGCGUGGUAUCCUUGAACUGGCUGAUGAGAACAGCCAUUCUCAUCCUAGAAUGCUGCGUCAUCGCCUGUUUGCCUGCCGUCGCCCUUUUCACUUGGAAAUAUGGAAAUGUGAAGGUGGUAAGAGCUGCGAGUCCAGUGCUGCUGCGCGUCAUUGUGCUCGGUGCAUUUUUCAUAUAUUGCACGACGAUAGUAAUGUAUCCCCGUCCGAACGUCAUAACCUGCACGGUGCGAGUUUGGCUACGAGAGAUUGGAUUUUCCCUCACCUACGGCGCCCUGAUGCUGAAAACUUGGCGCAUAUCGGUGAUAUUUCGAGUGAAAUCGGCGAAAGCUGUGAAAAUAACGGACGGCAGCCUGCUGAAACGGCUUGGGAUCAUCGUGAUGAUAUUCAGCGUGUUCCUGAGCAUUCGCACGCUAGUUGCACCGCCGGUGGUUAUAGUGGCUCGAACGGCAGACGACCUGAAAGCUUAUCUGUGCCGGACCGACUGGUGGGAUCACAGUUUCACCACACUUGAGGUUAUGUUCCUGAUAUGGGGCAUCAGGCUGUGCAUCGUGGUGAGAAAGACACCGUCGGAGUUCAACGAGAGUCGAUUCAUCUCGAUGGCGAUUUACAACGAAUUUCUGCUCUCUGUCUUCCUCAACGUCUCCAUGUUGUUCUUGCAGUCGCCAGCCAAUCCGGAUUUAUUGUACGUGAUAUUUUUCUGUCACACCCAGCUCACGGUGACGUUGCUGCUCUGCCUCAUAUUCGGCAGCAAGGCCUACGUGGUGUUCCGUAGCGGAGGCAAGGAGGACUCGAAGCACUCCGGGGCAACUGGGAAAUUUUUAGGGAAAAGCAGCCGCCCGGCGGGCACCAGCAACCAGACGAACUCAAUAUCCCUUCAGCAAGGAAACUUCACGGACGAGAGCGACGGAGCCACGGAGGAAUUCCGUCGGUUGAUUAGCCAAUUGGAAGUCCUGAAGGAGAAAAAUAUGCUGCUGGGUAACCACCACCUGGUGAACAAGCUCGCAGCGAUGCAAGAGGCGGCGAAUCGCUCGGAAACUCAGGUUUCCACAAUUCAGGCGAUCUCGUCGAGCAUGAGACUGAACGACCUGAACGGAUCCACGACGAUCGCCGAAACUGACGUAGGAGGAUCCUUCAAAAGUGACGGUGACCAAAAGGGUGAAGAAAUCAAGGAGGAAAGGAGGUGUCAAGCCUGUGUGGAGAAGAAUGGCAUCAGAAGCAAGGAACAAGGCUCAUCGAAGGACGCUGAAGUUUUAGUCUCUGUGGAGACGAGGAAAUUGACAAGGACCAGCGACGUGGCAGUCUCCACUUCCGGCAGACCAACUAUGGAGGACAUUGGUACAGAAACAAGACACGAAGACAAAGAAACAGAAACGAGGGACCGAGAAAAAAACAAGAGCAAAUCUGGCCACUCGAGGACUCACGCUAUAGUGAUCAACCUGGACGACAAGAGUAGAUUUUCCGAGGAGGUCACCGUGUAA
This is a messenger RNA of Habropoda laboriosa, 3315 nucleotides long. Its product is annotated as probable G-protein coupled receptor 158. The record is from RefSeq and is a predicted model, not a curated record. Gene Ontology annotation, molecular function: G protein-coupled receptor activity. Gene Ontology annotation, cellular component: membrane. Gene Ontology annotation, biological process: G protein-coupled receptor signaling pathway. The transcript is spliced from 13 exons. Lineage: Eukaryota; Metazoa; Arthropoda; Insecta; Hymenoptera; Apidae.